Molecule: messenger RNA, 2391 nt
Organism: Carassius auratus (goldfish)
Lineage: Eukaryota; Metazoa; Chordata; Actinopteri; Cypriniformes; Cyprinidae
Gene: aaas
Product: achalasia, adrenocortical insufficiency, alacrimia
Exons: 16
Coding region: 141-1661 (506 amino acids)
Biological process (GO): nucleocytoplasmic transport
Cellular component (GO): nuclear pore
Molecular function (GO): protein binding
Source: RefSeq, a predicted model, not a curated record
CUGCGCUGUUUGUCUCGUCGGGCUUCCGUAGCCUGAAGGCGCGGGUUUCGCUGAUCUGAUCAGAAGGAGAGCGCUCGUUCGCUGCCGAGUUUCCUCGGUUCACGCGUGUUUGUGAAGCCUGUGUGCUGUCUGUGUGCAGGAUGUGUUCCCUCGGUGUGUUCCCGGCGCCGGUAACGGCUGCACAGACGCUGUUCGAGCGGAACAACGAGCUUCUGUCCGCACUGGAUCCCGGAGAACACUCACAGGUGUGUGAUCUGCCCAGUCCUCAGUUCACCAGAGACACCCUGAAGGGUCACAGUCGCCCGGAGAGCAGCAGCAGAUCAGCCUUCCUGGACCAGAGAGACACGCUGUGGAUGAGGAGCGCCGGGGCCUGGCGUGACGCGGGGCUGUACGGUCUGUUAGACGAGAUCACUAACAGUGCAGAUGAAGUGCCCAGGUUCCUGGCGGUGGGCUCCUCCUGCGUCCUGGCUCUGCUCAGAUGGGCUUCUUCCUUCCACGGCUCUCUGUUUCCACAUCUGACCCUGAGCAGUGAUGAGAUGGUGGCAGAGUUCUCCCAGAUGCUGGAUUGGUCUGACAGCGCUCUGAGGAGCUUCGCCUGGCAUCCUCACACUGAUAAAUUCGCUGUGGCUCUGCUGGACGACUCCAUCAAGAUUUACAAAUCGAACAGUUCUCCGACGCCGACGCUGAAGCACCGCUGCCAGAGGUCUGUGUGUGCUCUGCAGUGGAAGCCUCUGUGUGGCUCUGCUCUGGCCGCGGCCUGUCAGUCCUGUCUGCUCAUCUGGCACGUGGACCCCGCCUCGCUCUCCACCAGGCCGUCGUCUGGCUGUGCGCAGGUCUUGUCUCAUCCGGGUCAUUCUCCCAUCACCUCCAUCGCUUGGUCCCCCACCGGCUCCCUGCUGGUGUCUGCGUCUCCUGUCGACACAUCCAUGAUGGUGUGGGAUGUGGCAGCAGAGAGCGCAGUGCCGCUGCAGCGUGUGGGUGGAGGUGGUGUCACACAUCUCUCCUGGUCUCCAGACGGCAGUCGACUGCUGGCAGCUACUCCAUCCGCUCUCUUUAGGGUUUGGGAGACACGCAUGUGGACGUGUGAGAGAUGGCCGUGUCUGAAAGGCAGUUGUCAGUCGGCCUGCUGGAGUCCUGACGGGGGCUGUCUGCUGUUGAGUAUGCAGGGAGAGAGGGUCAUAUAUGCGCUCACCUUCUCCGAUCUCACAGGGGGUCCUAAAGCUGCCAGCGUGGUGGCUGACCUCUCAGAGACCACCUUCCCUGGACCUGAUGGAGACCUCACUGUGGGGGGAGAGGUGUGCUCUCUUUCAUGGGAUCCGAGAGGUGAAAGACUCGCCGUGCUUCUGAAAGGUGAUUCACAGGCGGUCAAUCAUCCUUCAGUCAUAGCCGUCUUCAAGACACGCUCCAGUCCUGUCUUCGAGCUGCUGCCGUGUGGUUUUGUGAUGGGAGAGUCUGGAGCAGAGCCUAGGUUCAUGCAGUUUCAUCCACACUUCCAGCACGGCGCUCUGCUUACUGUGUGCUGGUCUGACGGACGCAUCUCUCACGUGCCGUUUUACUUCAGCAGCGCUGGGCUGUUAGGAGGAGACUCACCGCUGCAAGCCUUCGCCAGCAGCACCGCGGAUCCUUCCUCAAACAAACUGUACUCUGAACAGACUUCCUGAACACCUUCACUUGCUCUAACACUGACAUCAACAGCACAGACGCUUCAUUCUGCUGACAUAAACCCUGUUUACAGCAUAAUGUGUGGCUUGUAUAUGUGAAGAUUAAUAAAGUCUUUGCAUUGUUUGGAUUUCACAUAAGAGUGGAGUGAUGCUUGUGUUUUUCCAAAGCAACACGUGUGCUGCUGAUCUGAAACAUUUAGGAGCGCAUAAACCACUUCAGCGCUGGAAUUAAAUCAUUAAUAAAGAGCUAUGAGCUAUGAAUUCAUUUUGAAUACAAAGAGUACUUAAGGCUUUUUUAAAGUUUCUACUUCAGGCAGUGUAUUAAACACUGAAUUAAAUGCAAGAUACAGUACCUGAAAUACCAUAAUCAUAUGCAAUCAUGUUGUAUAAAUGUGAGGUGUAGAGAAUGAGGAGUUAUUCUACUAUCUAUUCACUCCGUUGCAUUUUGGGAAGGCACCGCCACAUUAGAAGGGUACACUAUCUGUUCUCACGGUUACUUAUCAUUCUCUAUAAAUUAAACUGCUCAUCUCUUUAGUUUUUGCUUUAAGUUAAACACUCAUUCAUUCUUCAUCGUAUGACUGUAGGGAAGAGAAACUAUUUUAUUGCGCUGCAUGAAAUUAGAUUUUUUUUUCAUCUGUUUUGUAGAAUUUGGUUUAAAAUGUUAACCUGCUGGAUGCUCUCUACUGCAUCAUAUGAGAGAUUAUCCAAAUAAAACCGUUCAACAAGCUGA